Messenger RNA from Tribolium castaneum (red flour beetle), 958 nucleotides. Its product is annotated as microsomal glutathione S-transferase 1. The transcript has 3 exons. The coding region runs from base 453 to 908 and encodes 151 amino acids. The record is from RefSeq and is a predicted model, not a curated record. Lineage: Eukaryota; Metazoa; Arthropoda; Insecta; Coleoptera; Tenebrionidae. Gene Ontology annotation, cellular component: membrane.
AGAAUAAGUUAAAUUGUUGUUUUUCCAGUUAAUUGAACUUCUAAUGUUUUUGAACACCAUUUUUUGCCUUCCUGUUUUUAUCGUAAAUUGAGAAAUCUAGAAUUGAAACUGUGAAGCGAUGGCAACUCGGUUUACUCAGGUUUUACUGUAGUAACAACUAAUUUCGGCCAAAAAUGCGCCUUUGGUCAGGCAACCAGUCAUACAAUCUACGUAUUUAUUUCGAUUAUUUGAGCAAUUUCCACAUAAUUUGAAUAUUUAGACACACGGAAGUGUGCAAAAUUUCGUUCUGAAUAACUUUGCUCAUAACUUCCAUGAAGAAUCAAUGUCAAACAGUUUAAAAUCGCGACCCUGAUAAUACCAGUACUUGUUUGUUAUUCACCUUCGUCUAGAUUUUGUCGCAAAAUAAAAUAAUAAACUUGAUACUAUUAAUUUGAGUCUAGCAUUCUUGCAAAAUGGAUCCGCAUUUGAAAUCCUUAAUAUUGGAAAACCCCGUGUUCCGCAGUUAUUUAUUUUAUUCAUCUAUUCUGGCUUUAAAAAUGAUGUUGAUGACGCUUUUAACAAUCAGGCAACGACUUUUGAAUAAUGCUUUGGUUUCGCAAGAGGAUGCUGCGUUUUUAGGAGGCACUGUUUGUUGGACUAAUGAAAAAGUCGAACGGGUUCGAAGAGGGCAUAGAAAUGAUAUGGAAAGUAUUUAUUUGUUUUUACUGGUCGCUUUUGCGUACAUUUGGACAGAUCCAGAGCCUGUUUGGGCUGAUUACCUUUUUUUAACUUUCACAAUCGCUCGGAUUUUGCACACUGUUGUUUAUAAUGUGAUAGUUGUGCCACAACCAGCGCGGGGAUUAGCCUGGCUGGUGGGUUAUCUUAUCACAGGAUAUAUGGCGAUUAAAACGUACACAGCCUUUAAGUAAUUUUAUUGUGAUUUGUAAAUAUAGACUUUAAUAAAAGAAAUAAAAAAACA